AAAGAAGGGUAAGGAGUGCUUGACGUUCACCCGGAAAGAUUUUCAGAAAAAUCAAUUUUCUACAAUGGAGGAAACGGGCAGUGGCCACAGAACCGUUUGUGUUACAGGUGGUGCAGGUUAUCUUGGCUCCUCGUUGGUCAAGAAGCUCUUAGAGAAAGGUCACACCGUCCAUGCAACUCUCAGGAAUCUGGAUGACCAAUCAAAAGUAGAUCUUCUGAAGAACUUCCCAGAAGCAAAUACCAACUUACGGUUGUUCAAGGCUGAUAUCUAUAAUCCAGAUGAGUUCGAUACUGCCAUCCAGGGCUGCGAUUUCGUCUUCCAUGUGGCCACUCCCGUACCAAACAGUACACAGAUAAGCUCUCAAUGCAAGAACAUGACUGAAGCAGCGGUAGCAGCAGUGGAGAGCAUAGUAAAGUCCUGCAUAAGAUCAGGAACAGUGAAGCGACUUAUAUAUACAGGCUCUGUGGUUGCUACAUCACCAUUGAAAGAGGAUAGAUCUGGUUUCAAGGACUCUAUGGAUGAGUCUUGUUGGACACCUCUUAAUCUUCAAAUUAAUUAUAACGAUUCCGAGUCUCUGAAGGAUUAUGUCAAAUCGAAAACAUUAUCAGAGAAAAAGUUAUUGAACUAUGAAUGUAAAGAGAAUAAGCUGGAAUUUGUGAGCUUGGUCUGUGGCCUCGUGGGAGGAGAUACUGUUUUACCUUACAUACCUACAAGCUUUGCAAUGCUUAUGUCCCAACCGUUGAAUGAUCCAAUUAGUUAUGGAACCCUAGAAUUUUUACAAGAGUUGUUGGGUAAGGUUCCUAUUGUUCACAUUGAUGAUGUAUGCGAAGCCCAUGUCUUCUGUAUGGAUCAAAGGUCAUUGCAGGGAAGAUUUUUAUUUACAAGUGACUUCCUAACUACAAAGGAGAUUGCAGAUUACUUCUGUCGAUAUCAUCCGGAAAUUAGCAUUGCAGAAGCGUUUCUUGGACGGCAUGUUAGUGGUGUGUGUUGGGGUUCAAAGAAGCUGAAUGAUAUUGGAUUCAAGCCUAGCUAUGAUGCUAAGUUUAUUUUAGAUGACAGUGUACAAUGUUUGAGAAAAAAGGGUGCUUUGAUAUGAAGUGUUUGAUGGCUACUUGCCCUUUGAAUUCUAUUUCCCUAGAUACCAUCCGUGGUUUGCAA
This is a messenger RNA of Macadamia integrifolia, 1158 nucleotides long. RefSeq names its product putative anthocyanidin reductase. The transcript is spliced from 5 exons. Gene Ontology annotation, molecular function: oxidoreductase activity, acting on the CH-OH group of donors, NAD or NADP as acceptor. The record is from RefSeq and is a predicted model, not a curated record. Bases 65 to 1096 code for a protein of 343 amino acids. Lineage: Eukaryota; Viridiplantae; Streptophyta; Magnoliopsida; Proteales; Proteaceae.